AUGACGAUCAUGAAGGUUAUUGCUUGCUUCAUCGCCGUCCUCGGCACGACAUUGACCUCAGAGAGUAAUUUCUCUCCCGCCACCCCUGGCCUGCCUGUCCGCACCCUUAGCGAGACAAACCAGAGCGACUGGUGGUCAAAGAUGAGCGAUAUCAUUUCCAAACAGCUUGAGGAUGAAGAGGGUAAUGAUCCCCUUGUUCCUCCCAAGAUCACUACGACCACUGAAACUAGCGCCUCCCCGGCGCCUACCUCUCCUCCGGUAGAUGCCGUGGGCAGUGGACUUCGCGGAGGGUGUAGCACGUAA
Messenger RNA from Perkinsus marinus ATCC 50983, 303 nucleotides. RefSeq lists its product as hypothetical. The transcript has a single exon. The record is from RefSeq and is a predicted model, not a curated record. NCBI's taxonomy places the organism in Eukaryota, Perkinsozoa, Perkinsida, Perkinsidae. Bases 1 to 303 code for a protein of 100 amino acids.